This is a messenger RNA of Centropristis striata (black sea bass), 2956 nucleotides long. RefSeq names its product bloodthirsty-related gene family, member 12 (gene btr12). Gene Ontology annotation, molecular function: protein binding; zinc ion binding. The record is from RefSeq and is a predicted model, not a curated record. Lineage: Eukaryota; Metazoa; Chordata; Actinopteri; Perciformes; Serranidae. The transcript has 7 exons. The coding region runs from base 186 to 1907 and encodes 573 amino acids.
AUCGUGACGAGGGCCGCAAUUGGCCCGCGGGCCGCGAGUUUGAGACCCAUGCUUUAGACCCAUGUUGUGCAUCAAAGGGUUAAAGUAAAAGCACUGAAUUCGUAUUUUGUUGUAGAAUUUAUAUAGAAAAAAAAUCUUUUUUUCCAGUAAGACUGGUUUUAAUCUGUAUCUCUCUCCUCCCAGGCAUGAACUCUCCGGGAGGCCGCGUCCUCUCUGAGGACCAGUUCAGCUGCUCCAUCUGUCUGGAGGUGUUCGUGGAGCCCGUCUCCACUCCCUGCGGCCACAGCUUCUGCAAGGCCUGCCUGCAGGGCUACUGGAACCACAGCAAGAAGUUCCUCUGCCCCAUGUGCAAGAAGAGCUACUCCAAAAAACCCGAGAUGAGCGUCAACAGGGUCCUGGCCGAGAUCUCGUCCCAGUUCCAGGGGCUGAUGCAGGCCGGAGGAGCUGCGGCGGUGGACGGGGGGACCGGGGGGGGCUCCUCUCGGGGAUCCACGCUCAACCUGAGCUCAGAUACGGGCCGCGGGAGCUCCCCUGGCACCGACAACGGGGAGUUCGCCCGGGCCGGGGAGGUCCCCUGUGACGCCUGCAUCGGGAGGAAGGUGAAGGCGCUCAAGUCCUGUGUGAACUGUCAAGGAUCCUUCUGUGAGACUCACCUCAGGCACCAUAAAAAGGUGAAGUCUCUGAUAUCUCACCGUCUGAUCGAGCCCACUUUCCACCUGGAGGAGAAGAUCUGCAAGAAACACGAGCGUCUCCUGGAGGUCUACUGCCGCACCGACCACACCUGCAUCUGCACGGCGUGCGCCGAGGCCUCGCACAAGUCUCACGACAUCGUCUCCACCGACCACGAGUGGAAGAAGAAGAUGAGUAAUCUGGGUAAGAAGAGGUCGGAGCUCAAACAUUUGAUCAAGGAGAGAGCCAAGAAACUGGAGGAGAUCAAACAAUCCAUCAAGGUCAUCAAGGCCAGCUCUCAGAGGGAGCUGGAGGAGAGCUGGCAGGUGUUCGCGGAGCUGCAGCGCAUGGUGGAGCAGAGUCAGGCGGAGCUGGUGGAGCUGAUCGCCACGAGGCAACGCGAGGCUGAGCGUCACGCUCAGGAACUGGCCAGAGGUUUGGAGAACGAACUGAGCCAACUGAGGAGGAGGAGCAACGAGCUGGAGGCCUACGCACAGACACAGGACAAAGUUGUCUUCCUGCAGCACCUGUCCACACUGUCCCCCCCUCCCGAGCCCACCGAUUGGUCGGCUGUCAGCAUCAACACCGACCUCUACCUGGGAACCAUCCGCUCCUCCGUCAGCAGCCUCAUGGACAAGUUCCAGGAGGAGCUCAAGAGACUGUACGGGAAAGAGCUCCGGAAGGUGCAGAACUAUUCAAGCGAGGUGAUUUUGGACCCGGCCACGGCCCAGAAGCACCUGGUCGUGUCCGACGAUGGCCGCCAGGUGAGAUACGAAGAGCGUAAGACCUCCCACUCCGAGGGCCCCAAACGCUUCAGCCCCGCCCUCUUCGUCCUGGGCCGAGAGGGUCUCAACUCCGGGCGCCACUACUGGGAGGUGGACGUCACCCGCAAGACGGCCUGGACGCUGGGCGUGGCCAGCGCCUCGGCCCGCCGCAAGGGCGAGAUCAAGCUGAGUCCGGAGGGGCGGUACUGGUGCCUGUGGCUGAAGAACAUGGAGGUGAAGGCUCUGGCGGCGUCCCGCCUGCCUCUCCAGCUGCCGGCCCAGCCCAGUAAAGUGGGAGUCUUCCUGGAUUACGAAGGAGGCCAGAUCUCUUUCUACGACGUGAAGUCGCGUCUGCAUCUCUACACCUUCGUCGACACGUUCAACGAGGCUCUGUACCCGAUCUUCAGCCCCUGCCUCAGCCAGGAGGGGAAGAACUGCUCUCCUCUCGUUAUCACUCCAGUUAAACAGACCUGAGGCCGACAGCCAAUCAGAAGCCAGCGAGUCGGUCGGGUUUAGGUCAAGGAAAGUUUGGUGCAAGGUGCAAAUACUUGGUCUUGUUUUUACUUCUCAGUGAACCAACUUUAAGACAGUUUUUCCAGUUUGCGAAGCACUUUAUCAAACAGCUUUAUCCCUCUAUGGUACGCAUUAUGAUGCCAGUUAGGAAAAAAAUGGUUGGAGUGUUUUUAUAUAUAUUCUAUGGUUUGUUGCCUGUUGCCAUGUGUGGAAGUUAUAAGCAAAUAAGACAUGCAAAGUUCACUAUAAUAGUAGACUAUGGUAGACUAUAGUAAUAGCCUGAACUUUACUUUACUGCAACCAACAUCAAAUAUAUCUCAAUAUAUCUAUUAGCUCAGGGCAACAGUUGCAUUUAACAAGUUUUCAUUAUUUAAUUAGAAAAUAAAUCGCAUGAAACUAUCAAAAAUGAAGGUUUACUCACCUAUUAGUAGGAAUGUAUUUUUUUCCAGAUGGAAAAGGACCAGGAAAUUACGUUUUGAGAGCUGUUUGUGGCACAAAAUGGCAAAGCUGUUUCCUUUGGGAAAAGUCUGCAAAAAAGUGUUUCAAUAUGGCCUCCUGGAGGUCAUGUGACAAAUUAAAGCAUUGCUAUUGGUUCAUAAUACUCUUCCCUCUUUUUUAAAGUAAUGCAAAACUCAAAAAGAUGCAUUGUAGAAAUUUGACAGGCAAAAAUGGGUUUGUUGCCUGAGGGCAACACCAUACCAUAGAGGGAUAAUAUAACUCUGAAUGUAUAUAUGAAUAUGCUCUGAAUGUGGCUCAAUACAGAGUCACUGCUACAACUAAAACCUGACCAGUAUGGGAUAAAAGAUAGAGGGGACAAAUUAACUGAUGAUGAUAUGCUAUAUGGUAUGAUAUUUCGCAGAGGAAUGAAAAUAGACCUUUUUUUAUGUAGAUUUUGCACCAAUAUGACUUUGCAAAGGUUGAAAAAGAACUUUAUUGAAGAAUAUUUAACACUAUAUUUUGUUAUUAAUACAAUCUAUUAUAUUGUCACUCAAUUCUAUAAAUGCAAUUUU